UUCAUUCAAAACUGGUGUCGUGUCUCGGAGGCACAUUAUCUGUGAAAUAUUUAGAUUUUUAGAGGUAAAAUGAUAAAGGCACACAAAUGAAAUCAUGGUGGAUCAUCUCUGCUUUUGUCGUUCUUUACAUCGCGACACAUUUUACAAACAAGUAUGUUCUGUCAGUAUUACAGUUCACUUAUCCAACAAUAUUUCAAGGUUGGCAAACUCUGAUUGGAUUUCUGAUAUUAACAACAGCUGGACAAUGCCUAUCCAUGGAUACAGGUAACGUUACAAGAUCAACAGUGAUAGAUUGGUGGAUUGGGGGAAUGUUAUUUAUUGGUACUAUUUAUGCUGGUUCCAGGGCCUUAUCAAGAUUAUCAAUUCCUAUUUUUAUAAUACUUCAAAAUAGUGGUCAUAUCAUAGUUGCAAUAUUGGAAUGGGCUGUUCAAGGAAAAAUACCAUCUUUUGAUAUUCAAAUCAGUUUAUUAUGGUUGUUGGUUUCUGGUUUAUUGGUCUGGCAGAAUGAUCCCAUGUUUGACUCUGAUGGUUAUUUCUGGAUGGCAGCACAUGUGAUAUUUAAUUCUUUCUACUCUUCAUUCUCCGCCAACUUUGGAAAAUCUGCCAAAUUUAGUGAAAUCAAUAAACUUUAUCACAACUACUUACUGAGUGUGGUAGUAUUAAUACCUUCAAUUGUUAUACUUGGAGAUGCAUUUUAUGCGAAGAAUUUUCCAUUUUGGUUUUAUUACAAAUUCCAUGUUGGUUGUAUACUAAGUGGGUUAUUCGGAACGUUUCUGAAUCUUUCGUCUAUACGGUUAACUGAGCGGCUUUCAUGUGGUCAGUUUGCCUGGAUAUCAUUUGCAGCAAGAGUAAUGCUUGUCGCUGCUUCAUUCUUUUUCUUUCAACAACAUUUCACUCCAAGUUUUGUUACCUGUCUUCUAUCUGGUACGGGAAGUGACUUGUCAUUUGUCUACGCUAAAUAUGUGCUACGUGAUGAGAAAUCAACAACACAGCUCUUACCGGUUGCUACGACUACUAAAACCACAGAAGCAGAGCCGAUAUGA
Molecule: messenger RNA, 1043 nt
Organism: Saccoglossus kowalevskii
Lineage: Eukaryota; Metazoa; Hemichordata; Enteropneusta; Harrimaniidae
Product: UDP-N-acetylglucosamine transporter SLC35D4 homolog
Source: RefSeq, a predicted model, not a curated record